AUGAGGGAAGAAAGAACGGAAUACUUUGCCAUUCUAACAGAAAAGCAACCCUAUGAGGCUACUGAGGCGAUUCGGAUUAGAUUAUCCCAGGCAAAGUUGGUCAAUAAAGACUUCUAUUCGCUAUUUAGAGAUGUCGCUGAAUUGAAGAAGCACUAUGCCCAACAAUUGAGGAAGAUCAUUGCUGAGAACGGAGACUUGGACGCCAUUUUGAAGAGGCAAAUGUUGGAUAAUCAGGUUCUGACCUCUGAGGAAAUGUCUAACUUCAAAUUCAAUUCUCUAGGUGAAUUGAAUGACCUGUGGUCUACUAUUGUUGGCGAGCUGAAAACGGAUUUGGAAUCCUCUACCCAGUUUCAAAAAUUACUAGAGCAUCAGAUAGUGAAAACUUUAAAAGAGACUACGGAAACUGACCGCAACUGGGCAGAAAGUAAGAGGUUACAUUCCAAGCUAAGUCGUAUCGCUGCUGAUAUAGACAUGUACUCAAAAGAUCAAGGCCAACAGGACAGACUUGAACAAGCAAACAGCCAAUGGGCAUCAGAGGUACCAUACCUUGUAGAAGUUUUCGAGACCUUGGAUUACAAUCGGUUACAAACUUUGAAGGAUUGCCUAUUAGCAUUCCAAACAGGAUUUGGCGAUUACUUGUUAAACAACACGAAGAGCUCAGAAAAUGUAAUGGCUAAGUUUUUGGAAUUCGAUCCUAAGGAUGAAAUUUCAAGGUUUGCCCGUGAUGCCAGCACUUCAAAUUUCCUUUUGAGUGACAAUUACGGUACCAAUCAGCGUGCUGAAACACAUAAUGACUACUCAAACCAAACGAAAACUGCUCGCCAUAAUGCUUCGCCUUCUCAUGAUAAAAGGAAAAGUACGUUUGCGCAAAUCGGUAGUCGUUUUACAUCUGCCUCCACUGUUCUACAUCACGAUCUGAUGAACAAUGAGUUUUCGGACUCUGGAAAUAACAUGUCACUGAAGGAUAAAAAGUCUUCUCAUGGGCUAAAAUCGAGAGUGGGGUCCAUUUUCGGUAAGAAACUUUUGAAUAAAAACAAAAGACCUCAGAGUGUUACCAAUGAUUCAAUUUCUGAAUUGCCGUCCUCUAACUCAGCACGUCACUCGCAAGGAAACACGUCGAGCCAAUAUAAUCUUGGAGGUGAUCAUGCAAGACCACGCUCAUCGAGUAGACCAUACUCCAUGCAAAGAAACAACUCGUCAUCUACUGCUGGGACACCAUUUGCUGAGGUAGAUGAACCAUCUCAACCAGUUAAAGACGAGCCAAAGUUCGCAGUGCGUUCUUCUAUUCCUGCUUCCCCAGUACGGAACUCUCCUUCCAACCGCUUCUCAUUGAAUCAGCCUCCGUUGCAACCACAACAAAGACCGGCGCCUCUAGCGAAUGAACCUCAGUUAAACCAGGGAUUAUCGCCCGUUGCUCCUCUUCCUGAAAACCCCCAGUUCGGACAUGCUGUUGAGGGAAAUAAGCCCCUACACAUUCAGGCACCUGCUAUCCCGCCAUCCAGGAAACACACUGUCUCCAACCGUCUUCCACCUGGACAGUUAUCUACGACUAGUUCUGUACCCCAAUUACAACAUGCACCAUCUGCUCUGUCGAGUCAGGUUACCGGAGAACUGAGAGAACUAAACCCUCAAGCAACUGGCUCAUCUCAAUCCUUAAAUGGCCAAUCUUUGUUCCAACAUUCGGUUUCCAACGGUACAUCAAUUGGGUUAAAUGCGAGUGUUGCGGAGGUUAUCAAUGCGACGUUCAAGGAGGGUGUUCUACGGGACUCUCAGUUAAUUGGUGAAAUUGCUUUGAGUUAUGUGCCAAACACCACCAUGAACAAUCCCGUACCAGUGGGAAUCAAUAUGAAAAUUAAUAACGGUGUCAAGUUCGAUAAGAUUAUGCUGAAUCAUGCAUUUGUUGAACAAGUGGAAAAGGAGAGUUUCAAAGUGAACCCACAGUUCAUUGAUAACAGAACCCUUGGUGCAGUCAAAUAUUCAGUCAACGAACCUCUAGCGCCAGUUGUUGUUCAUCCUGUCUGGAAGUUCGAACCACACCAGUCGAGUGUAGUCCUCACUGUAAAGAUGGCCCCAUUUGUUCCUGAAAGGGUGAAGCAGUUAGUAUUGGAAGACUUUGUCGUUUUUGCCUCCAUCGAGGGUGCCAAUGUGGACAGUGCUUUGUCGAAACCUCAAGGUUCAUUCAACAAAGAGAGAAAGAGAAUAACUUGGAAAUUUACACAGCCCCUUGUUUUGACAAGAGAAUCAGGCGGCGAGAGGUUGAUUGCAAGAUUUAUAACAGACGGUUUAGCCAAAGAAUCUGCUAAGGGUGUUGUAAUAAAAUAUAGCAUUCGCGAGCAUGAGGGUGAAAAUAUUAGUGUAGGGAGCGGUAUUUCUUUGGAAGCACAAGAGUUGGACGUGGAGAAUCCAUUUGGUGGUGACUGGAAAAAGGUUCAUACAAACACAACGCUUGCUGCCGGGAAUUAUAUUGGUUUAGCAUGA
Messenger RNA from Huiozyma naganishii CBS 8797, 2478 nucleotides. RefSeq names its product Syp1p (gene SYP1). Bases 1 to 2478 code for a protein of 825 amino acids. The record is from RefSeq and is a predicted model, not a curated record. Gene Ontology annotation, cellular component: endocytic vesicle; plasma membrane; cell division site. Gene Ontology annotation, biological process: septin cytoskeleton organization. Lineage: Eukaryota; Fungi; Ascomycota; Saccharomycetes; Saccharomycetales; Saccharomycetaceae. The transcript has a single exon.